GAAGAACAUCGACAUUUCCCCCGGCAUCGCCGUUUCCAUCCUUCAAACCAUCCGCCCAUUGAUAUCGACAUCGUCGUCGCCGAAAACAAAAAUGUUCGAUACGCUCCUCUCGAUGUCGGCGCUGCCGCUGCUGUUCACGUCCUACAACUCGUGGGGGACGUCGCUGAACCUGCUGUUCUUUUACAUCACCUGGUCGACGCUGCUGCUGUCGCACCCGCCGAUUAAAGUCGAGCUCAUCGGCACCGCGCUGAUCCGCGUGCUCUUCUACUGGCUGCCCACCGUGCUGUUCCUGUUCUUCGACGUGGCCAUUCCGUCGCUCUCGAGAAGCAUCAAGCUGCAGGGUGUGCGCGGGCUCGGCCAGGGCCGCGGUGGCGCGAAGGCCCUGCAUAGACUCAAGGUCGUCGCGUGGUCCUUGGUCAACAUGAUCCUCGGAAUUGCAGUCCAGGGCGCUAUCGAAUACCUCUUCACAGAGAUCCUCGGGAGGAAAAGUGCCCUCCGCAUCGCGAGGGUGCUGCCCAUGCCGGGAGAGCUGCUGUGGGGCGUGUUGCGUGGCGUGUUGUUGCGUGAGGUGUCGCAAUACUACAUCCACCGCUUCCUCCUCCACGACGACGGCUACCUCGCGCGGGCGCACAAGAGCUGGCAGCACUCGAUCUCAGCGCCGUGGUCGGCGGUGGCGCACUACGACCAUCCGGUGGCGUACGUGCUUGGCCGCGUGCUGCCGUGCUACCUUCCCGCGGUGAUAUUCCGAUUCCACCUGUUGACGUGGUUCCUGUUCGUGGCGGUGGUAUCAGUCGAGGAGGUCACCACGUUCAGCGGGUAUUCCGCCGUGUAUAGCAUGCUCGGCGGCGCUACUAGGAGGACGGAUCUGCAUUUUGAGACGGAUGGAGAGGGAAACUUUGCGCCGUGGGGCUUGCUGGAUUGGAUCCAUGGCACCACUGUUGGGAACGAUAUCAAGGACGAUGUAGAGGAGGAGCUGGAACUUCAAGAGGAGAGGAGGGAGAGGCGGCGUAGCAGGCUGCGCGGGAAGAAGCGCGAUUGAGGAGGGAUCUGUUAGAAUAUGCGGCAUACGGAGUUGGCGGAGUUGGUGGAGUUGUUGGUGGCCCUUUACGUUUUUAUGACUUGCUUAUCUACAUUUUUGGAUACUCUUAUGGCGAAUUCCUAUCACAGUCCUGGUGCGGACUAGUUUUCGCGUGAUCACUGAUGGUGAUGGGGUUCUAGGAGGACAGG
This is a messenger RNA of Tricharina praecox, 1227 nucleotides long. Its product is annotated as sterol desaturas-like protein family. NCBI's taxonomy places the organism in Eukaryota, Fungi, Ascomycota, Pezizomycetes, Pezizales, Pyronemataceae. The transcript is spliced from 3 exons. The record is from RefSeq and is a predicted model, not a curated record. Gene Ontology annotation, molecular function: iron ion binding; C-4 methylsterol oxidase activity. Gene Ontology annotation, biological process: ergosterol biosynthetic process. The coding region runs from base 92 to 1039 and encodes 315 amino acids.